Homalodisca vitripennis (glassy-winged sharpshooter) is the source of this 589-nucleotide messenger RNA. RefSeq names its product protein ELYS-like. The transcript has 3 exons. The record is from RefSeq and is a predicted model, not a curated record. NCBI's taxonomy places the organism in Eukaryota, Metazoa, Arthropoda, Insecta, Hemiptera, Cicadellidae. The coding region runs from base 218 to 589 and encodes 123 amino acids.
GAGUACUCAGAUCCUUGACCUUAUCAAACUAAAAAAAGGAUGGUUAAGCAACCUUUAAAAAAGUCAUACAUUAAUUUACUCUGUUAAGCAGUAAUGUAGAUCAAAUUGUUACAACCCUACUGUGAUUGCACGCAGGAGGGCGGAGUUGCAUCAGCUGGGCAGGAGUCUGAAGCAGCCCCCGCCGCCAACAGGACUGUUGCUAGUGGACGCAGUGAUCAUGCAGGAGGGAGCUGGCGAUAAGCUGACAGACCAGUGGGAACGGGAGGGGGGGACCACCACGAUGGGCAAAUACCCCCCGUCCUCCGUACAGUCCCUGCUGCGUUCCUACCUGGUCCGUGGCAUUCCCAUCCACGUCAAGCACUUCGUAGUCUCAUACUUCCUGUACGAUAUUGUCCACACGCUCCACCCACACAGCUUGAGUGAAGACGUAAAGACAAAACUGCUCUCAUAUUGUUCAGAAUUCGGACAUUCAGACAGCCAGUGUAAAAUUGCUACUGCAUUUUGGUGCUUGGAUCAUUGCAAAUACCAGGUGGGAGGGAGUAUGCUGCUGUACGAUGCUGCCAAUAAGGAGGACAUCCAGGUGUACUGA